Penicillium daleae is the source of this 2979-nucleotide messenger RNA. RefSeq names its product tethering complex subunit PEP5. The annotation marks the transcript as partial. Gene Ontology annotation, molecular function: protein binding; protein-macromolecule adaptor activity. The record is from RefSeq and is a predicted model, not a curated record. NCBI's taxonomy places the organism in Eukaryota, Fungi, Ascomycota, Eurotiomycetes, Eurotiales, Aspergillaceae. Gene Ontology annotation, biological process: organelle fusion; intracellular protein transport; vesicle-mediated transport. Gene Ontology annotation, cellular component: endosome; HOPS complex. The transcript has 9 exons.
UUUGUCGAUUGUAGACUGUCGAUCCGCAGGAACCAAGGCGCAGGUGGCCCGAGCGCCCAGCGGGGGAAGCUCCAGGCGGCCUCCAUCGCCAGCUCCGUCUCCGACGUCAAUGCCCACCACGCAUGGCCAGCAGCCCAAAUGGCACUGACAUCAUGGAAAGCGUUCAACUUCAUCGACGUCGUCCCCGUCAAAUUACCAGAGGACAGCUCCGCGCUGUUCGGGACCGACCUAUCUAGCCUUUGCACCGGAUCGGCGAACCUCUUCCUCGGCACUGUCGAUGGCUUUGUGCACAUCGUCUCCUCGUCCUUCCGCGUGCUGCGCUCGUUCAAGGCGCAUGAUGUUGGGUCCAUCACGCAUAUGAAACAGAUCGCCGGGACGUCCUUGCUUGUGACCGUAGCGGAGGAUCUGUCGAAUGAACCGGUGCUCAAAGUGUGGGCCCUCGAUACGGAGAAGAAAGACGGUGGACCGAAGUGUUUGUCGACUGUGUCGGUGCAGAAUGCGCGGAGGCAGUUUCCGAUAUCAGCCUUUGCAGUUGUGGACGAUCUCUCGCAGGUAGCAGUCGGUUUCGCGAAUGGGUCGGUGACUAUCAUUCGUGGCGAUCUGAUUCACGAUCGCGGUGCGCGACAGCGCAUUGUCUUCGAGUCGGAGGAGCCAAUUACCGGUCUUGAAACGCAGCAUGGCGCCGUGACUGUCCUUUAUAUUUCAACGACGAGCCGAAUCCUGACCCUUGUUAUCGCGGGACGGGGACAAGGCCAGCCUGCGCGUGUUUUGGAAGAUACCGGUUGCGCCCUGGGGUGCAUGACGCUGGAUAAGGAGACGGGCCAAAUUCUCAUUGCUAGAGAGGAUGCGAUUUACAAUUAUGGAUCUCGGGGUCGAGGCCCGAGCUAUGCAUUUGAGAGCCCGAAGACGUCUAUCAAUGCCUUCCAUGACUAUGUGGCUCUGGUCUGUCCGCCGAAAGCGGGCUCUGCUAAAGGCGAUCCGUUGCGCAAGUAUGGUGUCAAUCCUGCAGACGAGAUACUUGGCACGACGACGUUCACUCUGCUUGAUACCGAUCUGAAGUUUAUCGCGUACAGCGAGUCGCUCGUGUCCCCGAUGAAGCACAUUUUCAUAGAAUGGGGCGAUCUCUUCUUACUCACAACAGAUGGAAAAGUGUUCCGGUAUCGCGAGAAGAGCCUCCAGCAAAGGCUGGAAAUUCUCUAUGAGCGCAAUCUCUACAUUUUAGCCAUUAAUCUUGCACAGAAGAUUGGGAUUGAUCCAUUGCAGCAGAACGCUAUCUACCGCAAAUACGGUGACUUCUUAUAUCAGCGUGGUGACUAUGACACGGCUAUGCAGCAAUACCUUAGGGCAAUUGACAAUACUGAGCCGUCACAAGUUAUUCGGAAGUACCUGGACACACAACGAAUUCAUAACUUGAUCGAAUACCUUGAGGAGCUUCACGAUCAUGGACGUGCGACAGUGGACCACACUACCCUCCUCUUGAAUUGCUAUGCAAAGCUGAAGGAUACCACCAAGCUGGACUCAUUCAUCAAAGCUCCUGGUGAGCUCAAGUUUGAUCUUGAAACGGCUAUCGCCAUGUGUCGCCAAGGUGGAUACUUUGAGCAGGCAGCGUUCCUAGCCACGAAGCACGGCGAGAAUGACAUGGUUGUUGAUAUUUUGAUCGAAGAUUCGAAGAAAUACGCCGAGGCCGUGGAGUAUAUAUGGCGUUUAGAUCCUGAAGUGGCUUAUCCCAACUUGAUGAAGUAUGCACGGGUACUUCUGACCCACUGCCCCGAGAAGACGACCGAGCUCUUCAAGGUAUACUACACGGGCCAAUACCGACCGCGAACCACGGUGGAAUCACCGCCAGAGCCGCAGGCACAGCCAGCAAGUGCAGUUCAAAGUCUUGCUGGACUUCUCCCACUACGAUACGUGACCGGAGGCUCUGCCUCGCGGACCCAAGGUCCGGAAACGGAGACAGCCCCUGCUGAAGAGGAGCGAACUACGAAGCUGCCACCGCAAUAUGAAGUCCCGAAGCCACGGACGGCAUUCUCGGCGUUUGUAGAUCACCCGCAGAACUUUGUCGAUUUUCUAGAGACACUUGUGCAACAGCCUGGGCUGAAACAAGACGCUAAGGUGGACCUUUUUACAACACUAUUUGAGAUGUAUGUGGAUGCCGCAAAGACUACAAAAGAUCCGGCCCAAAAGCAAGAGUGGGAGGGAAAAGCUAAAAAGCUCAUCGAAGGGAAAGACAUUCCAAUAUCUACCUCUAACGUGCUUCUUCUCUCUGAUCUAUCAAACUUCCGAGAAGGUUCUACGCUUGUCCGUGAGCAAGAAGGCCUGCGGCUCGACAUCUUCCGUUCAUUCACAUCUGCAAAGGACACACAAGGCGCAAUCCAAGCACUACGACGAUAUGGGCCCGAUGAACCUCAGCUCUAUAUUGACGCCUUGACAUACUUUGCCUCCAGCCCUCAGAUCCUAGAGGAAGCAGGUGACGAGCUAGACAAAGUCCUGCAACGCAUUCAUGACGAUGGCCUUCUUUCCCCCUUGCAGGUAAUCCAAGCUGUCAGCAACAACGCCGUUGUCACGAUGGGCCGACUCAAGAAGUAUCUCGGCGACAACAUCGCCAGCGAAGACAAGCAGAUUAAGACGAACCAACGCCUGAUCGCAAGCUAUAAAUCCGAAACAGCCUCCAAACAACAAGAACUCAACAACCUCGCCACCCAGCCCGUCGUCUUCCAGUCUCGCCGCUGCCAAUCCUGCGGCGGAACCCUCGACCUACCCACCAUCCACUUCCUCUGCCGCCACUCCUUCCACGAGCGCUGUCUCAACCGUGUCGACGAGGAUGCCCAAUGCCCCGUCUGCGCACCGACAAAUGCUACGCUGCGAGCUAUCCGCCAGCGGCAGGUUGAAUCGGCGGAUCAGCAUGAUCUGUUCAAGGCGGAGUUGACUAGGUCGAAAGACCGGUUUGGUGUUGUGAGUGAGUUCUUUGGGAGGGGGUGA